Molecule: messenger RNA, 3299 nt
Organism: Oryzias latipes (Japanese medaka)
Lineage: Eukaryota; Metazoa; Chordata; Actinopteri; Beloniformes; Adrianichthyidae
Product: 3-keto-steroid reductase/17-beta-hydroxysteroid dehydrogenase 7-like
Biological process (GO): cholesterol biosynthetic process
Cellular component (GO): endoplasmic reticulum membrane
Molecular function (GO): 5-alpha-androstane-3-beta,17-beta-diol dehydrogenase (NADP+) activity; 3-beta-hydroxysteroid 3-dehydrogenase (NADP+) activity; estradiol 17-beta-dehydrogenase [NAD(P)+] activity
Source: RefSeq, a predicted model, not a curated record
GGCGGAAUCGGACGAUGGGCUGUCGAUUACCAAGAGCUGCCAAAACUUCCAGCAGAUUUUCAUUUUCCAGGACCUUCUGCGUUUCUCAGUCAAACAUGGAGAAGGUUGUAAUUGUAACUGGUGCUAACAGCGGGAUCGGCCUUGCUUUAUGCGAGAGGCUGCUUACAGAGGACAGCCAGCUGCAGCUGUGUCUGGCCUGCAGGAAUAUGCAGCGGGCCGAGGCCGCCCGCGCCAGCCUCCUGGCCUCUCGCUCCAGCGCCCGCAUAGAUUUACUGCACCUUGAUGUGGGCUCUGUGCAGUCAGUCCUCAGUGCUGCCAAAGAAAUCAAAACCAAGUACAGCAGAGUCGACUUUCUGUAUCUAAAUGCAGGAAUUAUGCCCAAUCCAACAGUGGACAUAGGCGCAUUUUUCAAAGGUCUUUUCUCCAGAAAUGCCAUCAACAUGUUUGCAACUGCAGAAGGUCUGCUAACUCAGCAGGACCGUGUCAACUCGGAUGGUCUACAGGAGGUUUUUGCCACAAAUCUAUUUGGCCAUUUUCUUUUGGUCAGAGAGUUGGAGCCUCUUCUGUGUCAGCCGGGUCACACAUCCAGAGUGGUGUGGACGUCUUCCAGUAACGCCCGGCGCUCGGCCUUCAGCAUUGAGGAUUUUCAGCACACAAAGGGGACGGAGCCCUACAGCUCUUCUAAAUACGCCUCAGACCUGCUUAGUCUGGCACUCAACAGACACAAGAACAGCCAGGGGCUGUUUUCCUCUGUAACAUGUCCAGGACUAGUGAUGACUAAUUUGACUUUUGGCAUCCUUCCUUCCUUCUUUUGGACUCUCAUUAUGCCCAUCAUGUGGAUGAUCCGAAUUUUCACCAACACUUUUACACUCACCCCAAACAAUGGAGCAGAGGCACUGUUCUGGUUGUUUCUUCAAAAGCCCGAAGUUUUGGAUUCAAGAGCAAAAUAUCACAGUUUAACAUCUGGACUUGGAACGAAAUACACUGAGCCUAGACAAAUGGACAUCGAUGAUGAAAUGUCAGAGGUCUUCUAUUCAAAACUUCUUGAACUUGAGAAAACAACCAGAAGGAAACUGAAGGAAAGAAAUGCUGAUAAUGAAGCCUAUCAGCAGUACCUCAACAACAUAGAGUAGCAGGGAGGUGAACAUCCAAACUCCAGGCAUUUAAAAUGUAUGCUGAUUAAUAUUCAGCACUUUGCAUUUUUACAAUAUGACCGCACAAUGUUUCCUCUACCUCUGAGUAUUUUUCCUUAAGUGUUUUUUUUUCUAGUGAUGAGUUAGAGCUACGUGUUUAACCUGUAAAGAGGCAACAUUGCUAAACCUGUCAAUAAUCUUAUUAAUAUGAACAUUUGACUUUUAAGAUGUUGAUUUAAGUUCUAUGUAAAGGAAAUGGUGUCAUCUAGGGAAAAAAGUUGCUAAAUGAAUCGAGAUCCUAAAUCAGCCAAUUGUAAAGCUACGAUCACACCAAGAUGAGCAACUCGCAUUCAAGCAACCACUUUCAAUAAAACGUCUAUGUUAACGCGCGGAUAAAUGUUGAGCUUCAAAACUCUCACAUUCACGCGUAGCUACGCACAUUUUUAAGAUCAUUUUUUAGGGCUCUAUUUAGAAAAUGUGCAGUGUGCAGCCAUUGAAAGUGUGUUUAACCAGGUUGAACUUUGACCAAUCAGGGACUAGGAUUUGGUAGCGAUGCAUGGAUGGCAUCCUUUUUCAUUCACGGAAGUUGAACCUUAAUAAUUGCGUUUUGUGCCCGAACGGAAUUUUAUAACCACUGGUCUUUCAUAGAUCCGUAUAGAGAUGCGAAAUAGAAAGUCUUGGAGCAAGAUUUGCUAAAUUUGUUCCGCUUUGACACCAAGCCUCUUCCAACUGUAGGUGGCGGACAUACGCUAGUAAUCAGUAGAAAAAUAAAAGGAAGGAGGCGCCCCUCUCUGCUUCUCCAGUGAGAACACUGUGGGCUGUACUUGCACAAUUUAGAAUGAGCAUCACAUACCCAACGUGUCCAAAUACUUAGGUUGCCCCAAUGGUGGUGUUUUAUGGGUUACUUUUUUCAGAUAUUGGACAUUUAAUAGUUCAUUAAAGGGCAUGCAUGGAUUUAUUCAUAGCAGAUGGGUGGACUUAUGGAAGGCCCAAAGUGCUUUAUUGUCAUAGUCCCAUUCACACACUGAUGACUUAUAACUCACAGUUUUCUUCCACCCCAGUUUCCAUUUGUUGCACAUUGUUGAAGGGGGCAGAGUAAACUCCAGUCAAGAUGGUUUCACCUCUUUUUGCAGUUCAGAACGAAGUGGGUGACACCAGAGAUGAUCACCCUGUUGCUAAUGUGUAUAUGUUGCUGCUUUAGGCCCCUCCCACAUCCCCUCCCUGCACUUUAAUAGGCCCCAGUGGUUAUGUGCAGACCAGUCAGAUCUCCAAGCUACGGGGAAAAUGUUCACCCGCCUUUAUUUUGAGCUGCCAUUAACAGUUUCACUGAAGAUACAUCAAAAGAAAGGAAUUAAACACACGAUUAUGAAAUGGUCAAAUCUGGGCGUCAUGGUGACAGAAAUAUUCACUACAAGUUUGUGAGGCUUGCAGGCCAACUUUUAAGCGGUUUCUUUAUUUGGUGCCGCUGCAGUCAUUUACAUGUUAGGAAGAACUAUCCUUGGUUAAUUAAGGGAGAGAAUGCAAUCAGCCCUGUGGGAGCAGUGCAUCAAAGACAUGAAGCACUUGACAGUGAUACUGUGCACUUAAUAGUGAGAGGUUUCAUUUUAAUCUGUGUGGGUGGAGAGCUUCUUCUGCAGAUGAGCAGCUAUGAUUGCACCUCACUCAACUGAAUUCAUGUUUUUGUUUCAUUCUUUAAUUUACUCAUAGUAGGCAUGUGUAACUAAAAAUUAUCUUUGUGUUGAAUGGUUUUAUUACCAUCAUGUAUUCUGCUAUGUACUUGUGUCGAGUUAGUUUAGCGCCUGUGAUCUGGGAGCUCGUCCACAGAAUCCAUAAAUUACAAAGCGCUUGUAUUUAACAGACUGAAGGUCGAACAGCGUCUGAGUUAGACCCGUCUUCAUGUGAAAGUCUUUGGUCACUUUGAAACUACUGCAGAACAACUAAAGUACAAGGAAAAAAAUGCAUCAUCCAAAUAUUUAUUCUAACUGGGCGAGGCCAAAAUAAAAUUUGAUGUGCAAAUUUGGUUUUACCAGGAAAUGAAAGAAUGAAGUGAGCGAAAAGAACUAUACCAAUGUUUAUUUUCUUUUUAUAAGGCUUUAAAUGAUAUAGAGGAGAAUCAGAAACAUUUCCUUUAAUGUCUUUGUAUGCACAAUAAAUUUUGUGAUGCUC